This is a messenger RNA of Mesorhabditis spiculigera, 672 nucleotides long. NCBI's taxonomy places the organism in Eukaryota, Metazoa, Nematoda, Chromadorea, Rhabditida, Rhabditidae. The record is from the annotation of a GenBank genome assembly.
AUGAAGUGGGUGCUUCUAUUCGUCGGCGUGGUUGGCGCUUCCCAGCCAUAUUACUGGCACUACGGUGAUCAAAAACAGGCAGACUGCAUCGCGGGGGAGGUGUUCUUCCGCCAAAACGGCCCAUGCGAUCUCGAAAUAUGCAGUGGACGUGUGGACCAGAGUGAAUGCCGCGGCGUGAUGUCGAACAUUUGCUUGUGCAAGGCGCAUCUAGGUGGCGGCCCGAUACGCGACGCGUUAGACGUGCUGCGAUGGCCAUUUGCCACGGGAUGCAUGGCAGAGACGGCCGAGGACUUCAAAACUGUGCUGCAUGCAGAACGACAACUGGCCCGUCAGCCAUAUCGGUUUUCACUCCAAUUUGGAGACAACCGGACUGCCUGGCGAGCCCCGCUCACAGAUGAUGAAUAUGGGUUGAUUUUUGCAGAGCCCAAAUACCAGCUCCCCGACAAGCUUCGAAACCUUCUAAAAGCGCAGAUUGGCCCCAACGACGAGGCCACAGCUUUUCGGCACACCCAGUUUUCGGAGAAGAAUGACUCCCACGAAGCGACCCGCUUCGACCACAUUCACAUCUACGUUGCCCAGAAUCGCCGAGGCGUCGGCAUCGAGGCGGUAAAAGUGCGCAACGGCUACAAGCUGGUCAAAGAGAGGGAUGAGUGCGUCCCAAUCCCUUGGCGA